Lontra canadensis (Northern American river otter) is the source of this 1833-nucleotide messenger RNA. RefSeq names its product IQCJ-SCHIP1 readthrough transcript protein. Gene Ontology annotation, cellular component: plasma membrane; cell junction. The transcript has 11 exons. The record is from RefSeq and is a predicted model, not a curated record. Gene Ontology annotation, biological process: positive regulation of hippo signaling. The coding region runs from base 127 to 1833 and encodes 568 amino acids. Lineage: Eukaryota; Metazoa; Chordata; Mammalia; Carnivora; Mustelidae.
UUCCAGCCUCACACUCGCCUUACAUUCCCCCACAGUCACACCGAGCUCUGUGAUUCUGAGGAAUACCGUGUGCCAGCUACCGAUUCACAGUCUCCUUUUACCUGCAGGUGUUCCAGAAACUUCAAAAUGCGUCUGGAAGAAAUGAAAAGAUUGCAGAAUCCUUUAGAACAAGUUAAUGAUGGAAAAUAUUUACUUGAAAAUCACCAGCUGACCAUGGAUACGGAGAAUAAUAUUGAAAAGUAUCCCCUCAAUCUGCAGCCCCUGGAAUCAAAGGUGAAAAUCAUUCAGCGAGCCUGGCGUGAGUACCUGCAGCGGCAGGACCCUCUGGAGAAGAGGAGCCCGUCCCCACCCUCUGUGUCCUCAGAGAAGCUGAGCAGCUCUGCCAGCAUGAACACCUUCUCGGACAGCAGCACACCUGAUUACCGAGAGGAUGGGAUGGAUCUAGGCAGUGACGCCGGCAGCAGCAGCAGCAGCAGCAGCCGCGCCAGUUCUCAGUCCAACUCCACCAAAGUGACCCCUUGCUCCGAGUGCAAAUCCUCGUCUUCGCCGGGGGGCAGCCUGGACUUGGUGUCUGCGCUGGAGGACUAUGAGGAGCCCUUCCCGGUCUACCAGAAGAAGGUGAUUGAUGAGUGGGCACCGGAGGAGGACGGGGAGGAGGAGGAAGAGGAAGACGAGCGCGACGAGCGCGACGAGCGGGGGUAUCGGGAUGACCGCUGUCCGUCCCGGGAGCCGGGGGACUUGAGCGCCAGGACCCGUGGCGGCGGCGGCGGGGGCAAGGGCGCCACCACUGUCAUGCCGCCUCCCGUGCCCAAUGGCAACCUCCACCCGCACGACCCCCAGGACCUCAGGCACAAUGGCAACGUGGUGGUGGUGGCCGGCCGGCCCAGCGGUUCCCGGGGCCCCCGCCGGGCGGUCCAGAAGCCCCAGCCCGCGCGGAGCCGACGCGGCGGCCGGGGCCCGGCAGCUGGGGUUCUCUGCCUUCAGCCCACCGACUGCGGGACGUGCGUCCCGGAGGAGCCCCCGGUGCCCCCUAUGGACUGGGAGGCACUGGAGAAGCAUCUGGCUGGACUGCAGUUCCGGGAGCAGGAGGUGCGGAACCAGGGCCAAGCGAGGACCAACUCCACCUCCGCACAGAAAAAUGAGAGAGAAUCUAUCCGACAGAAGUUGGCACUGGGAAGUUUCUUUGAUGAUGGCCCAGGAAUUUAUACCAGCUGUAGCAAAAGUGGGAAGCCAAGCCUUUCCUCUCGGCUACAGAGUGGGAUGAACCUGCAGAUAUGUUUCGUCAACGACAGCGGCAGUGAUAAGGACAGCGAUGCUGAUGACAGUAAGACGGAAACCAGCCUGGACACUCCCUUGUCUCCCAUGAGCAAACAGAGUUCUUCCUAUUCUGAUAGAGACACUACGGAAGAGGAAUCCGAAUCCCUGGAUGACAUGGAUUUCCUCACAAGGCAAAAGAAAUUGCAAGCCGAAGCCAAAAUGGCCCUCGCCAUGGCCAAACCAAUGGCCAAAAUGCAAGUAGAAGUGGAAAAACAGAACAGGAAAAAGUCUCCCGUCGCUGAUCUCCUGCCACACAUGCCUCAUAUAAGCGAAUGCCUGAUGAAAAGAAGUUUAAAGCCCACCGACCUGCGGGACAUGACUCUCGGGCAGCUACAAGUGAUAGUCAACGAUCUCCAUUCCCAGAUAGAAAGCUUGAAUGAAGAGUUGGUCCAGCUGCUCCUCAUCCGAGAUGAGCUGCACACGGAGCAAGACGCCAUGCUGGUGGACAUUGAGGACUUGACCAGACACGCGGAAAGUCAGCAGAAGCACAUGGCAGAGAAAAUGCCUGCCAAGUGA